AUGGACAACCCCACCAAGGCCCAGAUGUGGUUGACCUCCAUAGAAAAAAUCUUCAGGUACAUGAAAUGCCCUGAUAACCAGAAGGUCCAGUGCGUAGUUUUCUUCUUAGAGGACAGAUGCACUGCCUGGUGGGAGACUACUGAGAGGAUGCUGGGUGGUGAUGUUAGCAGAAUAACCUUGGAGCGGUUCGAGGAGAGAUUCUAUGCUAAAAUUUUCUCUGCCAACGUAAAGUACGCUAAGCAGCAAGAGUUCUUGAACUUGGAGCAAGGCGACAUGACUGUGGAGCAGUAUGACACCGAGUUUGAUAAACUUUCUCGUUUUGCUCCCGAUGUAGUGAAAGAUGAGGCUGCCAGGACUGAGAAGUUCGUUAGAGGUCUCAGGCCAGACGUCUAG
This is a messenger RNA of Cucumis melo (muskmelon), 393 nucleotides long. RefSeq lists its product as uncharacterized. The coding region runs from base 1 to 393 and encodes 130 amino acids. The record is from RefSeq and is a predicted model, not a curated record. The transcript has a single exon. NCBI's taxonomy places the organism in Eukaryota, Viridiplantae, Streptophyta, Magnoliopsida, Cucurbitales, Cucurbitaceae.